Messenger RNA from Balaenoptera musculus (blue whale), 6734 nucleotides. It is a transcript of the gene PIK3CA, whose product is annotated as phosphatidylinositol-4,5-bisphosphate 3-kinase catalytic subunit alpha. Gene Ontology annotation, biological process: phosphatidylinositol 3-kinase/protein kinase B signal transduction; phosphatidylinositol-mediated signaling; cell migration. The record is from RefSeq and is a predicted model, not a curated record. Gene Ontology annotation, cellular component: plasma membrane; cytoplasm; phosphatidylinositol 3-kinase complex, class IB. NCBI's taxonomy places the organism in Eukaryota, Metazoa, Chordata, Mammalia, Artiodactyla, Balaenopteridae. Gene Ontology annotation, molecular function: 1-phosphatidylinositol-4-phosphate 3-kinase activity; 1-phosphatidylinositol-3-kinase activity.
GGCGGGGGCUGUGCCGCCCGCUCUCCUCUCCCUCGGCGCCGCCGCCGCCGCCGCCGCCGCCCGCGGGGCUGGGACCCGAUGCGGUUAGAGCCGCGGAGCCUCGAGGAGCCCCAAGCGAAACUGCCUGGAAAUUUCCUCUCCUGGGGAAGUCUUAAUAAUUGCAGAGUUCUUCAUAGAGUCAGCAGAGAUGAGGGUGAUGGAGCGAGCAGUGAUGUGAAACCAAAGCAAAACCCUCAGAUUUCUGCUUUGGGACAGCCACGCAUCUAAUCCUUAAAGUACUUUUAUAUGUAAAAACUUGUAAAGGAUAAGAACAAUGCCUCCAAGACCAUCAUCAGGUGAACUGUGGGGCAUCCACUUGAUGCCCCCAAGAAUCCUAGUAGAAUGUUUACUACCAAAUGGGAUGAUAGUGACUUUAGAAUGCCUCCGUGAGGCUACAUUAAUAACUAUAAAGCAUGAACUAUUUAAAGAAGCGAGAAAAUACCCUCUCCAUCAACUUCUUCAAGAUGAAUCUUCUUACAUUUUCGUAAGUGUUACCCAAGAAGCAGAAAGGGAAGAAUUUUUUGAUGAAACAAGACGACUUUGUGACCUUCGGCUUUUUCAACCCUUUUUAAAAGUAAUUGAACCAGUAGGCAACCGUGAAGAAAAGAUCCUCAAUCGAGAAAUUGGUUUUGCUAUCGGCAUGCCAGUGUGUGAAUUCGAUAUGGUUAAAGAUCCAGAAGUACAGGACUUCCGAAGAAAUAUUCUCAAUGUUUGUAAAGAAGCUGUGGAUCUUAGGGAUCUCAAUUCACCGCAUAGUAGAGCAAUGUAUGUCUAUCCUCCAAAUGUAGAAUCUUCACCAGAACUGCCAAAGCACAUAUAUAAUAAAUUGGAUAAAGGGCAAAUAAUAGUGGUGAUUUGGGUAAUAGUUUCUCCAAAUAAUGACAAGCAGAAGUAUACUCUGAAAAUCAACCAUGACUGUGUGCCAGAACAAGUAAUUGCUGAAGCAAUCAGGAAAAAAACUCGAAGUAUGUUGCUAUCAUCUGAACAACUAAAACUCUGUGUUUUAGAAUAUCAGGGCAAGUAUAUUUUAAAAGUGUGUGGAUGUGACGAAUACUUCCUAGAAAAAUAUCCUCUGAGUCAGUAUAAGUAUAUAAGAAGCUGUAUAAUGCUUGGGAGGAUGCCCAAUUUGAUGCUAAUGGCUAAAGAAAGCCUCUACUCUCAACUGCCAAUGGACUGUUUUACAAUGCCAUCUUAUUCCAGACGCAUCUCCACAGCUACACCAUAUAUGAAUGGAGAAACAUCUACAAAAUCCCUUUGGGUUAUAAAUAGUGCACUUAGAAUAAAAAUUCUUUGUGCAACCUAUGUAAAUGUAAAUAUUCGAGACAUUGACAAGAUCUAUGUUCGAACAGGUAUCUACCAUGGAGGAGAACCCUUAUGUGAUAAUGUGAACACUCAAAGAGUACCUUGUUCCAAUCCCAGGUGGAAUGAAUGGCUGAAUUACGAUAUAUACAUUCCUGAUCUUCCUCGUGCUGCUCGACUUUGCCUUUCUAUUUGUUCUGUUAAAGGCCGAAAGGGUGCUAAAGAGGAACACUGUCCAUUGGCCUGGGGAAAUAUAAACUUGUUUGAUUACACAGAUACUCUAGUAUCUGGAAAAAUGGCUUUGAAUCUUUGGCCAGUACCUCAUGGACUAGAAGAUUUGCUGAACCCUAUUGGUGUUACUGGAUCAAAUCCAAAUAAAGAAACUCCAUGUUUAGAGUUGGAGUUUGACUGGUUCAGCAGUGUGGUAAAGUUUCCAGAUAUGUCAGUGAUUGAAGAGCAUGCCAAUUGGUCUGUAUCCCGAGAAGCAGGAUUUAGUUAUUCCCAUGCAGGACUGAGUAACAGACUAGCUAGAGAUAAUGAAUUAAGAGAAAAUGAUAAAGAACAGCUCCGAGCAAUUUGUACACGAGAUCCUCUAUCUGAAAUCACUGAGCAAGAGAAAGAUUUUCUGUGGAGCCACAGACACUAUUGUGUAACUAUCCCUGAAAUUCUACCCAAAUUGCUUCUGUCUGUUAAAUGGAAUUCUAGAGCUGAAGUAGCUCAGAUGUACUGCUUGUAAAAGAUUGGCCUCAAUCAAACUGAACAGGCUAUGGAGCUUCUGGACUAAUACCCAGAUCCUAUGGUUCGAGGGUUUUGCUUCGCAUGCUUAGAAAAAUAUUUAACAGAGGACAAACUUUCUCAGUACCUAAUUCAGCUAGUACAGGUCCUAAAAUGACAGUAUUUGGAUAACCUACUUGUGAGGUUUUUACUCAAAAAAGCAUUGACUAAUCAAAGGAUUGGGCACUUUUUCUUUUGGCAUUUAAAAUCUGAGAUGCACAAUAAAACAGUUAGUCAGAGGUUUGGCCUGCUUUUGGAGUCCUAUUGCCGUGCAUGUGGGAUGUAUUUGAAGCACCUGAAUAGGCAGGUUGAGGCUAUGGAAAAGCUCAUUAACUUAACUGACAUUCUCAAACAAGAGAAGAAGGAUGAAACACAAAAGGUACAGAUGAAAUUUUUAGUUGAGCAAAUGCGGCGACCAGAUUUCAUGGAUGCUCUACAGGGCUUUCUAUCGCCUCUAAACCCUGCUCAUCAGCUGGGAAAUCUCAGGCUUGAAGAGUGUCGAAUUAUGUCCUCUGCAAAAAGGCCACUGUGGUUGAAUUGGGAGAACCCAGACAUCAUGUCAGAAUUACUCUUUCAGAACAAUGAGAUCAUCUUUAAAAAUGGGGAUGAUUUACGGCAAGAUAUGCUAACACUUCAGAUUAUUCGCAUUAUGGAAAAUAUCUGGCAAAAUCAAGGUCUUGAUCUUCGAAUGUUACCUUAUGGUUGUCUGUCCAUUGGUGACUGUGUGGGACUUAUUGAGGUGGUGAGAAAUUCUCACACUAUUAUGCAAAUUCAGUGUAAAGGAGGCCUGAAAGGUGCCCUGCAGUUCAACAGCCACACACUACAUCAGUGGCUCAAAGACAAGAACAAGGGAGAAAUAUACGAUGCAGCCAUCGAUCUAUUUACACGUUCAUGUGCUGGAUAUUGUGUUGCUACCUUCAUUUUGGGAAUUGGAGAUCGUCACAAUAGUAACAUCAUGGUUAAAGAUGAUGGACAACUGUUUCAUAUAGAUUUUGGACACUUUUUGGAUCACAAGAAGAAAAAAUUUGGUUAUAAACGAGAGCGUGUGCCAUUUGUUUUGACACAAGAUUUCUUAAUAGUGAUUAGUAAAGGAGCCCAAGAAUGCACAAAGACAAGAGAAUUUGAGAGGUUUCAGGAGAUGUGUUACAAGGCUUAUCUAGCUAUUCGGCAGCAUGCCAAUCUCUUCAUAAAUCUUUUCUCAAUGAUGCUUGGCUCUGGAAUGCCAGAACUACAAUCUUUUGAUGAUAUUGCAUACAUUCGAAAGACCCUAGCUUUAGAUAAAACUGAGCAGGAGGCUUUGGAAUAUUUCAUGAAACAAAUGAAUGAUGCACACCAUGGUGGCUGGACGACAAAAAUGGAUUGGAUCUUCCACACAAUUAAGCAGCAUGCUUUGAACUGAAAUGAUUAAGAAACUGAGAGCUCAGUAUCUGGAUUCUAUACUGCACUGUUAAUAACUGUCAACAGGCAAAGACUGAUUGCAUAGGAAUUGCACAAUCCAUGAACAGCAUUAGAAUUUACAACAGGAACAGAAAUAAAAUACUAUAUAAUUUAAAUAAUGUAAACGCAAACAGGGUUCGAUAGCACUAAACUAGUUCAUUUCAAAAUUAAGCUUUAGAAUAAUGCGCAAUUUCAUGUUAUGCCUUAAGUCCAAAAAAGGUAAACUUUAAAGAUUGUUUGUAUCUUUUUUUAAAAAACAAAACAAAACAAAAAAAAACCCAAAAUAUAUAGAAAUGAUGGAGAAGGAAAAAGAAUGAUGUUCUUUUUUUGUCUUGCAAAUGUUUUAUGUUUUGAAAUGUGGACACAACAAAAUCUAUUAUUGCAUUAGGUCCAAGUAAACUGGAGUUUGAUGUUAAAUUACACUGAGAUUGGAAAAUAAUGAAAAUUUUUAUUUUUCCAUUGCUGUUCAACUUAUAGUUUGAAGUGGGUUUUUGACUCCUUGUUUGAUGAAGAAAAAUGCUUGGGGUGUAAGGGACUCUUGAGAUUUCAUCAGAGACUUUUCCUUUUUAAUAAAUCAAACCUUUUGAUGAUUUGGGGUCUUAUCUGCAAAGUUUGGGAAGCAGUCACAAAUGAGACCUGUUAUAUAAGGUGGUGUUUUGGGGUUUUUCUUCUGGACAGUAUUUACAAGAAUCUGAUUCUUAUUUCCCAGGGAAAUUCUGGGCUCCCACAAAGUAAAUAAUCAUCAUAGAGAAAGAACGAGCAGGAAUAAUUCUUGCUCCAGAAUUGUACAGUAUUCACCUUAGAUUGAUUUUUUUUCUCCUUUUGCAAUGAAUUGAAUACAUUUUUCAUGCAUGUGUUCCAGAAAAUAGAAGUGAGUAUUAAUGUUAUUAAAAAGAUUAUUUUUUUUAUUAAAGGCUAUUUAUAUUAUAGAAACUAUCAUUAAUAUAUAUAUUCUUUAUUUACAUGAUCUGUCCCAUAGUCAUGCAUUGUUUUGCACCCCAAAUUUUUUAUCGUUUGUAGCAGCAUGGUCAGCUUUUCUCUUGAUCUGUGGGUGAGGCUCAGGCACUAUCCCAUUUAUACCAAUGACUAGUGUAUAACUACUUAAGGAAAACAGAUGAAAGUUCAUCCUCUUUCCUUUUAUUUCUUCUGUUUCACUUGAAUCCCCCAUCUUCCAUCCUCUCUUAUAGUUGAGAAUGCCUCAACCAUAUGAAAUUGGUUACCAAAAUUAACACAAUUUAGACUAUCUUCCUGAUUGCUUAACCCCUCUACCAAGGUAUGUUCAUGAAUAAUACUUUAUAAUAGGGGGAAUAGAAACCAUGAACUUUUUACCUUUUUAGGCUAUUUAUUCAAUAUCUCCAUAAUAAAAUUAGGGCCUUAAACCAUUUUAAGAUCAUGUCCCAUUUCCGAGUUGUCAGGGCUCACUCUCCAACUUUAUUAAAUUGCAUUUGAGCACAGGAUACAUUCUUAAACACUUUGAAAAACAUUAACCCAAGAUGUAGGGGCUAAGGCUAGUUAUCACUCUACAAUCUGAUAUUUUACUCAGUAAUUGAAAUGAAUGAUUAAUGCCCUAGGACAUAGCUUUAGCAAAUGUCCAGGUGCCACACCAGAAAAAGUGCAAUAAUUUACUGACAGUUUUCUAGACUAGGCAUAUUAUUGGAGUACAACUUUAUGAAGAGUGCACAUUUUAUACAGCAUCACUUAAAAAAUAUUCAUUUAUGAAAUCAGUUACCUAUAGUAGAAGUCUUGAAUAGUGAACGGGACUCUAAUACAAAUACUCUUAAUAAUUUGACUAUUUUAGAACCCUUAAGGGCAUAAUUAUUGGAGAUUUAGGUACCUCACUAAGCAUGUACAUAAUAUUGCCAACAAGAAAAAUAAAUUUGGGAACUUAUUUAGGGAAACUUACUUCCCUAAACUGUCUUAGAAUAGUUAGAAGAAUUUAACUUUGUUUUAAGCAGGAGACCAGAUAGAUUCUUUUGCAGAUAUAGAUUUCAUAACAUUAAAAUUUCAUGAUUAACAAUUUGUGUCUUUUAGAUUUAUUCAGUUAAUACAUACUAACAUCCCAGUAUUUUCUGUAUCAGGGAUUAAUUACAGGAAACUCAGUGAAAUGGUACAAAAUCUGAAGCUUUGAUGGUGGAAACUGAAGUUUUUAACAGAGAACUGUGUUUUACUGAGUGCCAAAAAAGCUUUGAGCUUCCUUGCACAAAGUUUAUACAAUUUUUGCAUUUUUCACAUCAGUCCAGAUAGUCCCCCUUGCCCUAGGACCUCUCCACCAUUAAAACACAAGCCACAUAACUUAUUUUAUCAUUUAUGUUUAUUUUUAAGUUAUUACAACCAAAUUAAUUCCAUUUGAAGAAAUGUAGACAAAUUCUAUAAAGAAUAUACAUUAAAUGAACUAGCUAAAUGCAAAGUACAUUUCAAACAAAUCCAAGCAGAGUUUUAUGUAAACAACCUUAAAAUAAGGGAAAAGGGAUAGGUAGUACUCAGAAGGCAAGGAACCAGAAAUUGAAUUAAAUGCUACAGGGGGUGACUAGGAUAUGUUUCAAGUCAGUGAUAAUAUAGCUACUUCCAGGUACUUCAGUAUCAGAGAUCAGUUCCAGUUGGUCAGUUCCUGUGGCUGACCAUCCUUGUCAUUGAAUGUGGUAUAACUGAGUAUUGGCUCAACAAUUUCAUCUGGUCACUUGAGCAAUAUUUCCUUCAAUGACUAUUUUGGAGAAAAGAAGAAAAGCAGGUUUAAAGAAAAUAAAACCUAAUUUAAACACAUUCUAGCAAGGAAAUAAUCAAACUAUUUGAAAAUCAUGCUUUAACUUUUUAUCAUUCUCAGCUAUAUAAAAUCAUUUAUUUUGAAGAUUUUUAGAAUGCUGUUAAUUUAAAGUCUGUUACUCAUAUUGUGGAAUUUGGUUUUUUAAAAAGAUGUUUCUAAUUGGGUUUUUUAAAGAAGAAUGGAAUUUGGUCACUAUUUUACGAUAGAACCUAAGCUUUUUGUUGGUUCUUAGUGUCCUCUGUAAAACUUAGUGUCAAAGUAAUCAACUUUGAGGUUUUCCCUUCUAAUCUGCUUUAUAUUACAAGCCCUUUAGGAAAUGGGAACCUGGUGAAUAUACAAUGACUUGUAAAAUAUUUUAAUGUGUAACUUUUUCAACUGUGAAACUAUGACUAUUGGUUUUUUGAAGAAAACAGCUGCUGAUAAA